Molecule: messenger RNA, 459 nt
Organism: Penicillium manginii
Lineage: Eukaryota; Fungi; Ascomycota; Eurotiomycetes; Eurotiales; Aspergillaceae
Exons: 3
Coding region: 1-459 (152 amino acids)
Biological process (GO): protein phosphorylation
Molecular function (GO): protein kinase activity; ATP binding
Source: RefSeq, a predicted model, not a curated record
AUGGAGAUAGAUCCUUCCAAAAUUCAUAUUAUCAGGCACAUUACCUCCCCUAACGCGUCUUUGAUAUUUGAAGUAGAACUGGACGGCCAAAAGUAUGCAUUGAAGCUUUUCCACGAUAAUGCCGACCAUAAGCUGAACCCAAGAGCAAUCUUGUUAGAGUAUCUCCCAGAUACAGAAAGCUUAAACUGUGUGAACUAUUCAGAAACACUCUAUCCCCAGGGCAUUACGGGCAUGAAGGAGAUACACAAAGCAGGGGUCCACCACCGGGAUAUCUACCCCAGAAAUCUUCUCCUUAUCCACGGAAACCCCGAUAGGCUGGUGUGGAUUGAUUUUGAUGUUUCAACAACUUUCACCAGACUUGGUCUUGAACAGGUGACUCAGUCUGACUACGAAAUUUUGCUCGUGAAGGGAGAGAUGACCAAGCCGAAGGUCUCCCACCGAAUACAAAAGGUUUAUUGA